Strongylocentrotus purpuratus (purple sea urchin) is the source of this 1347-nucleotide messenger RNA. RefSeq names its product muscarinic acetylcholine receptor M5-like. The transcript has a single exon. Gene Ontology annotation, molecular function: G protein-coupled receptor activity. The record is from RefSeq and is a predicted model, not a curated record. Gene Ontology annotation, biological process: adenylate cyclase-activating adrenergic receptor signaling pathway. The coding region runs from base 1 to 1347 and encodes 448 amino acids. Lineage: Eukaryota; Metazoa; Echinodermata; Echinoidea; Camarodonta; Strongylocentrotidae. Gene Ontology annotation, cellular component: membrane.
AUGAAUGCCACAAGCAGUAUAAUGAUCAUAAAUGAGAGCAUGGCCGGGAUCUCAACGGAAAGUAUAGAUAUAGUCAGCAAAAUAAACCAAUCAUUUGAUGUGAACUAUGAUCAAACUACUAUCCAACAGGAUGAUUCUGAAUCCGAAGGAGGGCUUAGACGAGUACCAUUAAUCUUGGGCUAUAGCCUGGUUAUUAUCGUCACUAUCAUUGGCAACUUGUUGGUGAUCUUAGCUUACUGCCGCCAUUCUCAGGUACGUGCCAUCCCUACCAAUACACUCAUCUUCAGUCUGUCAAUAUCGGACUUUCUGAUAGGUACCUUGGUAUUGACCAUCAACCUGCAUUGGGUAGCCGAAGACUCCUGGAUGUUUGGUGAGGUCGUUUGCAGGUUGUGGUCAACUUUGGAUUACUCUGCAACCUACAUGUCCACAGUGAUAAUCAUGCUGAUAAGUCUCGAUCGGUUUUUACUGAUGUCUCAGAAAACACGGUAUCGUACUGUUUGGACUCGUAAGAGAGUUACCAUCAUCAUCUUGGUGUCUUGGUCAUGUAGCAUCGCUAUCUAUUUCUGUGCCGCAUUCGCGAUGAGCGGUGCAGACCUUGUCGAUUUCCAAGACGAAUGCGAACUGGAAAUUGUGUAUCUUUUGCCUUUCACAAUCGGUACUCUGAUCUUCGAAUUUGGGAUUCCAUUGCCGAUCAUCGUGUGGCUGAAUGUAUCAGUGUAUUAUCAAAUUCAUCAACGAUCAAAGAAUCUCCGAAGGUUCAAGACCAAUCUCGGUUUGCCUUCAACGGAGCCACGCAAUGGUAAUGAGAGUCAGACGCACCUUGAGGUGCGUAGUAUGUCACAUGAAGCAGAUCCUUCUGAUCUUCCUUCUGUCUCGAAUGUGAACACGGAUCGAUGGGCAGAACCUGUGCUAGCAGUCAUGUCCAGCCGCAAGAAUCGAUCAUUGCGUUCCUUUCUCAUCCCUGGUGUGAACAAUCCUUCAACCUCCCAAGUUCAGAAUGUGCCUAAUCCCGGAAAGCAACGCGUGACGACAUAUCAGCAACAUAAGCGUGUAUUCACCCGUCACAAGAAAGCAGCUUUGACCCUGUCCAUCCUGGUGGGAACGUUCCUUGUCUGCUGGCUGCCAUUCGAGAUCGUCAGCAUCCUACAGGCGAUGUGUGGUGAUGAUGAAUGCUUCUCAGAGACUACAUGGGAGGUUGUCAAUGGUCUACUGUGGGGUAACUCUGCACUCAAUCCCAUCCUCUAUGGCCUUACUAACCCGACCUUGAGGAGGUACAUGAUUAACUUUGGUGGAUGUCAACAACGCUGUCGUCGACCCAUCGUGAGAGUUGGACCUGUCGUUUCAUGA